Histoplasma capsulatum G186AR is the source of this 402-nucleotide messenger RNA. RefSeq lists its product as uncharacterized. Bases 1 to 402 code for a protein of 133 amino acids. The transcript has a single exon. The record is from RefSeq and is a predicted model, not a curated record. Lineage: Eukaryota; Fungi; Ascomycota; Eurotiomycetes; Onygenales; Ajellomycetaceae.
AUGUCAUUACAGAGGCGUCGGCAAUCAAGAAGCUCAUCCAGCCAAAGAUCUAGGAGUUCGCAAAGUGAUCAACGAGCUACUAUUACCACCGCGCAGUUCGAAGCCCUACAUAUUUCACCCCGUACUCCACCGCCGCCACCAAUCGCCGUUCGCCGCGCACCAGAGUACGUUCCAUCCAAUCUUAGCGAUUUCGAUGGAAAUUUACCAGUUGCCAUCAGUCAAGCACAGCGAGAGUGGUCGCCCCUCCAAAUGACGGCUAUUGUUGAUCCGAGCUUAGCAUCUCCGCGAUUCAAUGCUGCGCCUAACUCCGAAAAUAGAUAUUGCGCCCUUCCUUUGAGAUACACACAGUAUAACACAGAACAUAUGAAGUGGGUUGAGUCAGCCAAACCAUUGUGUGGAUGA